Messenger RNA from Thermothelomyces thermophilus ATCC 42464, 1916 nucleotides. RefSeq lists its product as uncharacterized. The coding region runs from base 498 to 1916 and encodes 472 amino acids. Lineage: Eukaryota; Fungi; Ascomycota; Sordariomycetes; Sordariales; Chaetomiaceae. The transcript has 3 exons. The record is from RefSeq and is a predicted model, not a curated record. Gene Ontology annotation, molecular function: aldehyde dehydrogenase (NAD+) activity.
CGAUUGACUCCAGCCAACGAAAUACCACUGAAGAGCGUGUCCCACCACGGCUCGUUACACAUACACGGUGUUUUCGACUAAGAACAGCCAUAAUCCCGUUCCCUUGAUUGGAAACCGGGCCCAACGGAUCUCAUGGCGAUCUCUCCUCAAACAUCGCCACAAGGGGAUGUAGUGCAUGCACUCUCGGUACUACAUGGUAUACACCAAGCAGACGUUGAAGCCGCAAUGGGACCCAUGUGUCCCUUGCCCCUCCUUCUCCGCGCCUGCCUAGAAACUGGGAAAAUAGAGUCCGGCUAUUUAACAAAUGCCGCCAGCGGCUCCAAGGCGGACGUCGGGAGAAGAAGACCGGUGUCUCGUGGCGCCAAAAUGCCAUAACACGUCGAGUAUCCCCCGCCAACUGCCAAUUCACACCCUCCUCUCUCUCCGUGUUGUGAGGUUGAUCGGAACGAAUCGCAAACAAAUCGCGAGCGGAUCACGAAACCUCGAGCUCAGCCAAGAUGCAGCCCCAGUUCUUCAACGUUGUCAACGACGAGCUGCGCAGCAGCAGCAACAUUCACCGGGUGACGGACCCGCGGACCGAGGAGGAGCUCUGGCCGUGCCCGAUCGCAACCACGCAGGACUUUGAAGAUGCCGUCGCCGCCGCACAGGAGGCCUUCAAGACCUGGUCCCUGACUACCGUUGAGGAGCGCCAAGCGCUGCUGGUGAAGCUCGCCGACGUCAUCCGGGACAAUGCCGAGGAGCUCGCCAGCAUCCUCAUGCGGGAGACGGGCAAGUCAAAGAUCCUGGCCGACAUUGACGUCCAGGCGGGUAUCGCGCAGGCCCUCUACUACUCCCAAAACGCCCUCACCGACGAAGUGCAGCACGAGGACGAGCACCAAAAGGUGGUGGCGACCCACAUCCCGUUGGGCACGGUGGCGGCCAUCUGCCCGUGGAACUUCCCCCUGAUCCUGUCCAACAUCAAGGUGGUGUCGGCGCUGGUGACGGGCAACUGCGUCAUCGUCAAGCCGUCGCCCUUCACGCCGUACGCCGUCAUGAAGUGGGCCGAGCUCAGCCGGGGCGUGCUCCCGCCGGGGGUGUUCCAGGUGCUCAACGCGGGCGCCGACCUGGGGGCGGCCAUGACGGCGCACCCGGGCAUCGCCAAGAUCAGCUUCACGGGCACCAUCGCGGUCGGCAAGAAGGUGCUGGCCGCCUGCGCGCCGACGCUCAAGAAGGUGACGCUCGAGCUCGCGGGCAACAACGCGUGCGUCGUCUGCCCGGACGCCGACCUCGACCGCGCCGUCCCCGCCGUCGCCAGCGGCGGCUUCUUCAACGCCGGCCAGGUCUGCGUCGCGAGCAAGCGCAUCUACGUGCACGAGAGCAUCUACGACGAGUUCCUGGAGCGCCUCGUCCGCGAGGUCGAGACGAACUUUGCCAUCCAGGAGGACGGCCAGGCGCCGAGCGUGUUCGGUCCCUUGGACAACAAGGCCCAGUACGAGGUCGUCAAGGGCAUCAUCGAGGACUGCAAGAGCAGGGGGUACAACGUCGUGACGGGCGGGCAGACGGACAAGGUCAGGCCCAAGGGGUUCUGGCUGCCGCCGACCAUCGUGUCGCGACCGUCCGAGGACUCGCGGCUGGUGCAGGAGGAGCAGUUUGGCCCCGUCCUCCCCAUCCUCUCGUGGUCGGACGAGGACGACGUGAUCCGGCGCGCCAAUCUCGCUAACGCGGGGCUGGGCGCGUCGGUCUAUUCGUCGGACCUGGCGCGGGCGGAGCGCAUCGCGCGCCGGCUCGAGACUGGCAGCGUCUGGAUCAACCAGUUCGAGCGGCCCAACUUUGCCGCCUACUUCGGGGGCAUCAAGGACAGCGGGUUCGGCGGCGAGAUGGGCAAGCAGGGGCUGCUGUCGUACUGCUACACCAAGUGCCUGCAUUACCCCAAGUAA